AUGAGCAUCGAAAAAGGCUCCAUGCAAUCAAAUGAUUUGAGAUAUUCGAAUUCUAUACUCGAGUCCAUCGCCAAGUGGGCCUCUGAACAACAGCGUAUUAUCACCUACGCCCAAACGACUAGUGGCGGAUGGGAGGGAUGGGCGCAAGUCGAGCUGGCAUUCAAUCUUGAUCGAGCCUACGGUUUUAAAUACGAUGAGGGUAGUAUAAUUAGCCUGAGUCGCGAAUCUCACGUGUUCACGAUCAAGGCGGAAAGAGUCGAUCUUGACAUUUCGGGACCUGGCCAUACCCUACUGGAAUUGAAGUGCGAAAGAGGUCCUCCACGAAAGAGUGACCCUAAAAAUCCGGGUCAUUACAUACUGGAUACUGCUCCUUCUAAAAGCUCGGCUCAAACUUUCGCGGACGAUCUGAAAGCUGACAAAAAGAAGAUCACGGAAAAGCUGAACGCCGAGUCGUCAUACAAGUCUGCCUUUGUGAUCGGAAUUGCCGUAACGCCAGAGGCUGACCGUAUGAUGAUAUCGGAGGACAGUGGGUUCACCAAGUAUCAGUCCAACUACAAUACUGGCCCGAUAACAAUUUGGUACUGGAAGAAGACUUAA
Molecule: messenger RNA, 597 nt
Organism: Fusarium sp. VM40
Lineage: Eukaryota; Fungi; Ascomycota; Sordariomycetes; Hypocreales; Nectriaceae
Source: the annotation of a GenBank genome assembly